Messenger RNA from Drosophila nasuta, 1659 nucleotides. It is a transcript of the gene Adgf-B, whose product is annotated as Adenosine deaminase-related growth factor B. The transcript is spliced from 2 exons. Gene Ontology annotation, biological process: inosine biosynthetic process; adenosine catabolic process. Gene Ontology annotation, molecular function: adenosine deaminase activity. The record is from RefSeq and is a predicted model, not a curated record. NCBI's taxonomy places the organism in Eukaryota, Metazoa, Arthropoda, Insecta, Diptera, Drosophilidae. The coding region runs from base 42 to 1637 and encodes 531 amino acids.
UGCGUGUGUGUGUACAAUCAUUGACAAAUGUGCUCGUACAAAUGUCGAGCAUUUGUUUUCAAAAUUUCAAAUUCGCCUCGUCUGCAACAAUGCUUAAACUGCGCUUCUGUGGGAGCAUGAUGCGCUGCCUAUCGAGGUGCGCCCAGAAGAAGUACGAACCCAUCUCGAUCUCGAAGAGUCUGCGAGAGAAUUCACCCGAGGCAUAUGCCAUAAUGCGAGAGGCAGUCAUAAAGCUGGAGCGGCAAAGUGCACGGUUCACCAAUGUGCUGUUGUCGCCCAAGGAACAGGCAGCCAACGAGGUGAUUAUGCGCGAGAAGAAAGUGGAGUACAACAAAGGGUAUCUGGAACCGGGCAAUGGCAACACCGAUGAGCCGCCUUAUCUGGUGUUGAACAAGAUUAAGGAGACGCCCCUGUAUAGUCUGCUGCAAAAGAUGCCCAAGGGCGGGCUGUUGCAUGCCCAUGACACGGCCAUCUGUAGCUCUGCGUAUUUGGUUGAGCUCACCUAUCGCAAACAUUUGUGGAUCUGCACCAAGAACGAAGGUGCCGAUGCGAUUGCAUUUCGCUUUAGUAAGGAGAAACCCACCAUGAAAGCCACAGAGGAAUGCAGCUGGGAACCGAUGGAAGAGUUCCGAGAACGUCGCGGAGAAGCGAAUGUGAUAAAAUAUCUGCUGCGACGCUUCAGCAUGUAUCCAGUGUCCUCUUAUGCCACCAACAAUGCAGCCUGGCAGGAUUUCAUGAGCAUCUUUAUGCUCCUCGAUGGCCUAUUACUCUUUGCGCCUGUCUGGCGGGAUUAUUACUACAAUGCGCUGACGGAGCUGCAUGCGGAUGGAGUUCAGUAUUUGGAGCUGAGAUCUGUGAUGCCGAAUCUCUAUUGCAUCAAUGGCGAGCAGUUGGAUAUCAUGGACACCAUGGAGAUUUACAAGUCGGAAACGGAACGUUUCAAAGCAAAUAAUCCUGAUUUCAUUGAUGCCAAAUUAAUUUAUGCUCCGUUGCGCAUUGUGGAGCCAAAAGUGUGUGAAGACUACAUAAAGAACUGCAUAGCUUUUAAGAAAAAUUACUCCACAUUUUUGGCUGGCUUCGAUUUGGUGGGUCAAGAGGAGCUGGGUCGUCCCCUGAUAGAUUUUGUGGAGCAACUGCUCAAGCUGCCCGAGGACAUCAACUUUUACUUCCACGCCGGCGAGACGAACUGGUAUGGCACAUCGAUUGAUGAGAACCUGGUGGAUGCCGUACUGCUGGGCACAAAGCGCAUUGGCCAUGGCUAUGCGAUAAUCAAGCAUCCGCUGGUGAUGAACAUGCUGAAGCAACUGGACAUUGCUGUCGAGGUGUGUCCAGUGUCCAAUCAAGUGCUGCAGCUCGGACAGGAUUAUCACAAUCAUCCGGCUGCGAUGCUGAUAGCAAAUGGUGUGCCGAUAGUGAUAUCAUCCGAUGAUCCUUCGUUCUGGUGGGCAUCGCCCUUGACACAUGAUUUUUACUACGCUUUCUUGGGCAUAGCUCCGUUCCAUGCCGAUCUGCGCUUUCUCAAGCAAAUGGCGAUGAACUCGAUACGUUAUAAUGCGAUGGCCGAGGAGGAGAAGAAAAAGGCUUUUGAGAAGUGGCAAAAACAGUGGGACAAAUGGAUCGAUGAUGUGGCCAAAUAAAAUUACAGUUUAUGUUUUGGAA